UUAAUAUUAUUUAAAACAAAUUAAUACUAAUAUUAUUAUCUACAGACAUUUUUCCAUAAAAUUAGGUACCAAUUCUCGGGUUGUAUAUUUUUAAAACAACAUUAGGUAUGCCAUAGGUAUACGGAAUACGGAUGUCAAAUGUCAAUAUUAUAUCCGAAAUUGAGGUUAGGAAAAUAUAAAUUAAUCGAUGUUUUAUUUUAAAAACCAUACAUCCGUACCAAAAACGACCGACAGCUGUAUAACUUAUAAUUUAUAGUAAUUUCAUUGGAGAAUCGUACAUUUCAUUUUUCAUUUGUCAUUUGUCAUAUUUUAGCUGCUCGCGUUCAUUAAUUUUCCGUCCAUAUUUUUCAUUCUUCAUUUUUUUGACUACCAUUUUAGAAUUUCAUACGUAGAUAUUUUUAUUUUGUUGUCUUACAAUUUGUCAAUAAUAUGCCUUCCAAUUGUAAUGAAUCAAUACGGUCAUGCGCUGCGUAUAGACCACCCCAUUUGCGAAAUGGAUUUGUAGGAACCAAAGUAGAAACCAAAGUAGAAACCAAAGUAGAAACUGUAGAUUCAGUGAACAAUAAUACUUCCAAUUGUGUGAACAAUAAUGAUUCAAAGGUAAACAAUAAUAUUGUUCCGAAUUUGCGAAGUAAAGAAUUGUUAACCAAGUUAUAUGUACCACCUGCUAAACGCAAUUUGAACAAUGUAGACAAUGUUGGUCUAUCCAAGUAUUUUGAUCAUAAGUUCAAGGGCUCUCGCACAGAUUAUUCAAAAAAGCUUGUAGAAUCAACUACUGUGUAUGUUGGUAAUUUAAAUUUGCUUUCAACUCAAGCGGAGAUCCAUAAGCUAUUUUCAGAGGCAGGAAAAAUAAAAACCAUCAUCAUGGGAUUGGAUAGACAAACAUUAGGUCCUGGUGGAUUUUGCUUUGUUGAAUAUGAAACUAGAGCUGAUACCGAAAAUUGCAUGAAAACUAUGAAUAAAGCAUUAUUAGAUGGAAAAUUUCUAGUAGUAGAUUGGGAUGCUGGCUUCAUUGAAGGACGUCAAUAUAGACGCGUUAAGAGAAAUCAACAAAGGUCCUAUGUGCAUCCAACUACUCAAAAAUAAAUAUUAUAGAUUUUCAUUUCUAGAACAAAAAAAUGGGACUAUAAUUUAUUAUAAAGAGAGCAUUUUUUUUUUUUUGCUACGUGCAAUUUUUAAUCUCAAUAAUCUAUUUUUGUUUUAUAAAUAUUUAUAUUCUAUUUUUGAAUUUUUUUGAAUUUACCAUCUAAUGAGAAAGUAUCAUUUAACAACUAUUUUUGUGUCACCCUAAUGAGGCCUUUUAAAAUAUGACACAAAACUUUAUAUAUUAAUAUACAUUAUAAUGAAAUUGUUAACUUUUGUCUUAGAUAUAGUUAUGUGUUAAUUUAUCAUUUCACUUUUUUAUUUUUAUAUUUUUUACAACAACCAAGAUGGUGAAAAACAGAAUUGUUAUGUUAUUGUACUAUAGUAAU
Messenger RNA from Myzus persicae (green peach aphid), 1472 nucleotides. RefSeq names its product nuclear cap-binding protein subunit 2-like. The record is from RefSeq and is a predicted model, not a curated record. Gene Ontology annotation, biological process: mRNA cis splicing, via spliceosome. Lineage: Eukaryota; Metazoa; Arthropoda; Insecta; Hemiptera; Aphididae. Gene Ontology annotation, cellular component: nuclear cap binding complex. Gene Ontology annotation, molecular function: RNA cap binding. The coding region runs from base 430 to 1086 and encodes 218 amino acids. The transcript has 6 exons.